GCACCACUGUUAAAUAUUGGAUACAUCUCUGGAGCCACUCCUUAUUCUGUGGGUACAAAAAAUCUUUCCCCUGUGCAGAAGUUGAUUCGCUUCACACAAGUUCUCUAUGAAACUGUGCUUAUUUCUGGACUAAUCACUUCCAUUGUGCUCCUUCGGAUGCACAUUAAAGAGUUCAACAUUGCUGAGCAUGCCCCUCCGUUCAUCAAGCUAUUUCACGUUGUGGAGCAUGUUCUGGACAUAUUUUUGGUGAUCGUAAUCUGCUAUGGUGAACAGUUUAUGCGAGUAGACUUCAAAGAAAUUUGGGAUCAGCUGGACGAUGUGUUGCAAAUUUUUGGACCCGUGGCAGUUGAAAUUUUGAACCAGCGGAAGUGGUUUGCGAUCAUUGCGAUUUACGCAAAUUUGGCUGUACAGGUCGUGGUUGUUUGGAGUGUUUUGUAUACUGUGCAAAGCAUCCGAGUGGUUCCGCUGCUAGUUACUGUACACGUUCCACUUGCUCUAACUAUUAUAUUUCUUCAAAUUUAUUGCUUUGCGGUAACUACUAUAGCAAGGAUGAUCAAUGAAAUUAAUAAAAGACUGGAGGUUCUCGUGAAGCUUCACAAUGAACCUUUUAACUUGGAGAAGCCACCAUACCAUGAGUUAUCUCGUCUAAGGAAAAUCCAUCUACAACUUGUUGUCCUAAUGGAACAGAUAAACGACGCCACCGGAGUAAUAAUGAUAUCGAUUCUGAGUUCAACCUUUGCAAACAUGAACAGUAACAGCUUGUUCUUGUACACUAAGAUCAAAAUAGAGGAAAAAUUUCCCGGAUAUACUCGUUCUAUAAUUGAAAUUUGUUUGCUAAUGCUGCUCAAAAUCUUAAAAGUUCUAACAAUGAUUGUUCCAAACAGUUUAGUUAAAAUGGAGAACCACAAGACGGCAACAAUAUUGUGCAAAUUUGAAGAUUCUGAGCAUGAGAAGUUCAACUCGGUGAUAAGCAAAUACUUACAGCAAUUAAAUGAGCAAAAAGAUAUUUCUUCUGCAUGUGGAUUAAUUCAGUUAGAUUUGCCGCUGUUUGUGACGAUGACUGGAGCGAUUGCCACCUACAUGAUAAUUUUGAUUCAGUUCAACGACAGUUCAUCUCCAACGAAAACUGAUGUACCAUCUACAAUCAAUCCAGCAUGAACUGAGCAGCUUAUUUGAAACUCACUAUAAU
Molecule: messenger RNA, 1189 nt
Organism: Culex pipiens pallens (northern house mosquito)
Lineage: Eukaryota; Metazoa; Arthropoda; Insecta; Diptera; Culicidae
Product: gustatory receptor for sugar taste 43a-like
Exons: 3
Coding region: 157-1158 (333 amino acids)
Biological process (GO): sensory perception of taste
Cellular component (GO): axon; membrane; neuronal cell body
Source: RefSeq, a predicted model, not a curated record